Messenger RNA from Saccharomycodes ludwigii, 1308 nucleotides. RefSeq lists its product as uncharacterized. Bases 1 to 1308 code for a protein of 435 amino acids. The record is from RefSeq and is a predicted model, not a curated record. Lineage: Eukaryota; Fungi; Ascomycota; Saccharomycetes; Saccharomycodales; Saccharomycodaceae. The transcript has a single exon.
AUGAAAAUCAUCAAAUGCCAUUCAAUUGUUCAAUCGCCGAAUUAUUCCUUUAGAAGAAUUGAUCAUGCAUUAAAUUAUUUAAGUAUAGGCAUUGAUAUGAUCUUCACAAAUAAAGAAUCGUACCCCCUAGUUGCUAUAAAUGGUAAUACUAGUAAUACUAAUCUAUUUUGUGAUUUAGAAACAUAUUUUAUUACAUUUUACGCAAUGUUGGACCCUGCAUUUACUAAACUCUGGAAAUAUAGAGCCGCUUUUUACUAUAGUGCAGAAAUAAAGAUUAAAAAUGAAGUAUUUCCCCACGUAAGAAGAGAACGCUGGUUAACAAUAAAGAUCCUAGAGGAAACUGCCGACUUUGUUUUUCAAGCCUUUUUCCAAAAAAAUUUAGACUUUGACCAUAUUAAUUACGAUGAUGAUAGUUUUAAUCCAUACAGAUUUUAUGCUGGUGAAUUACAUAACACUUUGCACUUAUUUACUAUGAUGAUAAUACUACAAAAAAUAUUCAGACGUACAUUUAAGUUCAACUUUCUUAACGAUCCAAACUUUGAACUUUAUCAUAGUACAGGCAGACGUAUCAGCGGGAUAACUGGUGAUGUUUAUGUUUGGUUUUUCAAAACUUAUAAAAUGGUGUUUUUAAUUUAUAUGGACCAUUUUACAGGGAAGCUAGUGUUUAGGUACGUACCUUAUACUGUUGAUGCCAACACUGCAGCUGUUGGUGCCAACACUGCAGCUAUUGAUGCAGGAUUUACGUUUGAAAGCUUGAAAAAAUCCCUACAACGCUUUGAUUCACUUAGCGAUUUAUGGUUGUUUUUACUAUUCUUAACAGAAAACGAACGUACUACAAAAAUGGGGUUGUUGCCGUACGUUGACUUUCCAAUUUCAAGAGUCCCCUUUCGCCCAGUUAUAGGGUCCACAGAACAUGCAAGAAAUUGUUUUACCCACGGCAAUAAUAUUUAUGCCAAAUAUGAGGACUUAGGUAAGUUCUUUAUAAAUGAACCGAUAUUUCAAACAGCACAAGCAGGAAAUAGACACAAUGAUAAGACUGUAUUAUUCAAUGCAGUAUUUGUAUUGACUUGUUUUGUAGAAAAUAAAGAUGACCCACAGGAUAUUUAUGGUGUAUUUAUAAAUAGCUUAGGUACAGAAAUGAUAUACCCAUAUUCUAGGUUUAAAAAGUUUGAAAUCAGAGAUUACGGAAGAGACUUGGUUGGUCAAUUGGUGGAUUGCUUUAAAUUUACAUGCAUUUCCCGUCAUUUUGAUGGGUUUGAUUGGGAACGAUGGAAGUUUAUUUUAUCAGAAACAGAGGAUAAAGCUUGA